GAAGACGACUGUGACGUAGGAGUUCGGCCGAUUCGACCUCUGAUUCCGUCACGACGUUCGGAAUACGAUCGUGCAGGCCCCGCGCACAAACUCGUGCGCAAGGAUGAGUUCGUGGACAUCGGCACGUGGAACAAGCUGCUACACCCCAAGCAGAGGUACACGAAACGCUGCAGACCGUCCGAAAACAGCUUCGAGGCUUCCGUAGGGAACGCGGAUUUCGUGAACCAGGACGACCUUCAUCAAGUAUUGGUGGAAGACGUGGGUCGCCUUCACAUCACCGAAGAUCGCCCGGUUCGUUCAGAGCCGGUGGACGAACACGUUGGCAACGCCGAUCUCUUGAUGAAGAGGCGGGCGAAUUAUGACAUGAUCAAGAGAAUAGGAAGGCAGUUGGAGGAAAUCGAGCAGGGGCGGCUCGCCAAAUUGCACCUGGAUCCAGCCGACGAGGACCCGAUGUUCGCGGCCGUGAUUCCUCGCCCCGACGCCGCGAACAGCGGAGACACGGCGUUCCACCGUGGCGAGCCUGUUCGGAGCAGCGCCGGCGGCACGGCUGUCAAAACCCGGCCUCGAACCGGUUCUGAUAACGCGGGACAUUUGUCGCCUGAUGACGUAACAAUGCCGAGUCGCCGUGGGUUCGGGAGAACUCCGGUGAGACGCCAUUCCAAAUCACCGACGGCUUCCCCGGUGCCCGGACGUGCUCCGCCUUUAAACAACGUUUUGAAGACCAGAUACGGCAAGAACGCGUCUGUGGAGGGAGGGGAAAGCACCUCUUCUACCGGGAGAGUGUCGUCCUCACGGAGUCGGACCUCCGACGAGCCCCACAUUGGUAAAUACAAGCUGCUCAAGACCAUCGGAAAGGGCAACUUCGCCAAGGUGAAGCUCGCCAAACACGUGCCCACGGGAAAGGAGGUAGCAAUCAAAAUAAUAGACAAAACACAACUGAAUCCCGGCAGUCUACAAAAGCUCUUUAGGGAAGUUAGGAUAAUGAAGAUGCUAGACCAUCCAAACAUAGUGAAACUGUUUCAAGUCAUUGAGACCGAUAAGACACUGUACUUAGUGAUGGAGUAUGCCAGUGGCGGCGAGGUCUUCGACUACUUGGUGUUGCACGGCCGAAUGAAGGAGAAAGAGGCGAGAGCAAAGUUCCGACAGAUUGUUUCUGCAGUACAGUAUUGCCACCAAAAGAAAAUAAUUCAUCGAGACUUGAAGGCUGAGAAUUUGCUGCUGGAUAGCGAGAUGAACAUUAAAAUAGCAGACUUUGGGUUCAGUAAUGAAUUUACGCCCGGUAGUAAGUUAGACACAUUCUGUGGCAGCCCACCGUACGCUGCGCCGGAGCUUUUCCAAGGAAAAAAGUAUGAUGGCCCGGAGGUGGAUGUGUGGUCACUGGGGGUGAUCUUGUACACGUUAGUGAGUGGAUCGUUGCCGUUUGACGGCUCGACGCUGAGGGAACUCAGAGAAAGAGUGCUACGGGGGAAGUACAGGAUACCGUUCUAUAUGUCAACAGACUGUGAAAACCUUCUUAAGAAAUUCUUAGUAUUAAACCCGGCAAAAAGGGCAUCGUUGGAGAAUAUAAUGAAAGACAAGUGGAUGAACAUGGGAUAUGAAGAGGAAGAGCUCAAACCGUAUGUGGAGCCUGAACCAGAUUACAAGGAUCUGAAGAGGAUAGAAGCCUUAGUCAGUAUGGGCUACAACAGGAGUGAAAUUGAAGAGAGUUUGGCCAACGCCAAGUAUGACGACGUGUUCGCCACCUACCUCUUGCUGGGAAGGAAGUCAUCAGAUCCGGAAAGCGAUGGAUCUAGGUCUGGUAGUUCAUUAUCGCUGCGCAAUAUCCCGCCCGCAGUGACGCAAGGCAACGCUCAGUCGCCGUCACACAGCCACAGAGGAGUCCAUCGCUCCAUUUCAGCCACCAACGCGAAACCGAGUCGCCGAGCGUCGUCCGGGGGUGAGACUUUGCGUGAGUCGCAACAGCAACAGCAGGGCACGGCUGCAGGGGGUGGCACAACUGCUGCUCCAAAUGCAGCGAACCACAAUCACACACCAGCUGGUAACUUCAAACGUCAAAAUACUGUGGACUCGGCUACCAUAAAAGAGAACACGGCGCGUAUCAACUCUGCCAGCGCAGCUGUCAGACCUGCAACGGUUAAGAACACGCCACUUCCAGGGAUUGAACCAUGUACGUCACCAUUUGACACUUCGUCAGUAAGCAGUCCUGGCAAACCUCGAGGCGUCACCAAGUCAAACACGAUGACAGGCAACAGAACGCUGACACCUGGCGUGUCAGUAGGCAGGAGAAGCACCAUCAGCUACGAUGCUAAGGCGGCCUCCAACGAGAAGACUAAUGCGGCAGGCGAUGCGCCAAGUUCCGUGGGAGUAGGAGAUGGGCUGCCAGUGCGCUCGGCCAAAGGCCAUUUCAAGUCUGCAUCCAUCUCUACCGCAGGCAGAGCUGAGCACCCGGCCCUAGAAACCCCUAUAGAUCCGCUCAGGCAAAGCAGUGGGAUUGGGCGAGGCCCUCCAGUGUCACCAGCAGUCAGCAAUCGGCAGUCACCUUUCCCUCGUAACGUGCCAAGCCGCUCAACAUUCCACAGCGGUCAGAAUCGUCAACGUAAUCACACGCCAUCAUAUGGCCAGACCACACCCAUGCAGUCGCAGGACACGUCGGCUAUCAGCCACUCAGGACGGACUUCAUCCUUUUUCUCAAAACUGUCAUCCAGAUUCUCCAAACGACCCAUGGACCCGGUUCCUAAACAUGUAGUUAGCAGUACAGGUAAUGAUGACCAGGUCAAGCCACGAUCUCUCAGAUUUACGUGGAGUAUGAAGACUACGUCAUCCCGAGAUCCCAAUGAAAUUAUGGCCGAAAUUAGGAAGGUUCUGGAUGCAAACAACUGUGACUACGAACAACGUGAGAGGUUCUUGCUACUUUGUGUUCACGGUGACCCUAACACCGACUCACUGGUACAGUGGGAAAUAGAAGUGUGUAAGUUGCCUCGUUUGUCACUUAAUGGAGUUCGCUUCAAGCGCAUCUCUGGGACAUCUAUUGGCUUCAAGAACAUCGCUUCCAAGAUUGCCAAUGAACUGAAACUGUGACUACCCCUGUUGGAGGGGGCGUGCAGUGAAGAUGAGGGGAGCAUGCCCCCUCCCCCUUCCACGGAACCGUCGCGGGGCUGACGAUGGAAGCUUGGCCCCCGGCGGCCCUGGAGGUUUCGGCGCUGAAAUGAUAGAAACUUGCCUUCUUUUAGCCAGCCUGUUGGGAAGUGGGUGGUUUCUUUGUUGGCACCUUCGAUGCUGUGAGCUUUGAAAUCACCUCUAAUAAUGGAAGGGCUAGUCUUCUGUCGGUCUUGAAGAUGAUGUUUAAGGAAAGAAAACUUUACUUUCCUGAUUGCAGCCUUGGAAAGCAAUUGCAAUAUAUAAAGAAGAAUACUCUGCAACUAUGUUGAAGGCUGGAAGGUCUCUAUGCUGUCUGAAAUGUUGUCUGUGAGAUUUUAGGUUCUUGUGGUGGUGAAGAUGAGAGUGUUGUUGUUCUGGGUUGUGGCGGUGUAUGGGCUCUGGUAGAUACUAACAUUUCAGUGAAAUGUACUGUCAAAGACAGAGACAGUAUGUUUAUCCAAAACAUUGGUAUUUAUGUAUGAGUUCACAUGGUGUCACAACCCAAAACACAUCAUGAAAUUUUCUCUGCCAUUUACAUUGGCUUUUCAAGAUUGACUUUUUUGAAGCAGUGAACAACACCAACACAAUUUUUUGGUCCUAUUUUAUUUUCCAAAUGAUUUUCACCUUCAGGCCUGGAUAUUUAUUGUUAAACACUUAAUACAAACUAUGCUACCCAAGUUAUAUGGUUUGAAUGACGCGUCAUGUUGGAGCCCCUUGAAGAUAGGGGGUUUACUGUAGUGAUCUAUUGAAAGUGUUUCUUCCAGUAAGCUUUGUGGCCACCAUUUGCAGCACAAACGUUUCCCAUCUGCACAUAUUGAGGUAUCUCAAAUAAUUUAAUGCACCUUUAGCUGUUUGUUAACCUAUGCAGCCCUCCUCAACUUUGACACACCUUAAUAUUGUUCUUAGUUAAAACUAUUACAAUAAAAUUUUUAAGAAGAAGAAUUGUGCCCUUAUAAUUGAUUGUAUGUAUAAAAAUAUUAUACUGCUGUCUUGUAUAGCAUGCAUAUUUUCUGUGAAACUUGGCACCCCUCCAUUUGUUUAAAGGAAUACAUUUUAGUGUGUCACACACGCAUUGAGAAUUGUGUUCUUGACUGAAAGUAGCAUUCAAGAGGUUAGUAAGGUAUUCCAUAUAGAAAGGGUAGAUUAAAUAAGAGUGUCUAUUCACUAAAUGGAAUACUUAAAAUUGCUUCCAUUUUCUUGAAAGAUAAAUGUACCUUCAGUAUUUUACAGUUCGCUCAGGAAGGGACCAACUCCUGCGAAGUGUACAGCGAUAUCGUGUGUGUGACUUACUGGUCUAUUAACUGCAGUAGCUUAGACCUAAAGAUGUGAUCAGAAGGGCAGUCCUUAAAGUUUCCAUACUUGUGUAGGGUUGGCACAGGAAUUAAACAAAGCUUGAAUGCACCCCUCAGACUUGUUUAAUUGAUGUGGUGAGGAUGAGAAGUGUUUGUGACUGUACAUCGGACCUGUAGCAAGAUUGGCGCGGUUAACACCGCCUGAUGGUUUGGUGUUAACUCCUGACAGGCAUACAGUAAGCUGUAAUGGAGUAGGUAUUUAUACAGGCAUUAAGCAUCUGCAUUGCGUUUUCACGCGACAUAAUAAUGGACAAACUUUGCAAGACGAACACUGAAUUGUUUUAUCAUGACUUUUCCCCCUUUCUGAAGUUACAUUGAACAGAUUUUCUACAGGCAUUUAAUUUUUUAUCGCAAAGACAUCUGGUAUGAAGAGAGUUAUUGUUUUAUGGAUUUGUGCCCCAAACAGAAGCCAGUCGUCUACUUCCCUUUCAGUGACAUACUGCUGCAUAAAACUGUACUUGCAAAAUUAGCCUUGUUCUUCAGAAAGUUGCAGAAAGUGAAAUAUUUUGAUGUAAGAAAGAAAGAAGUGAAUGGAAUCUUGUGUAUUUCAAGUCUGCAUUGCUACAAUAAUUUUGUUCUCCUACAGUUGUGCAAAGUGUAAAAAGAAAUUGGACAGAAAUUAAUUUAAAUAUCAAAUGAAAUUAGUUAGUGAAUAUUUGUAAAAAGAACAUCUUAAGUACAACAUGUGUAGAUGAAAUGUCCGAUUCAUCCUCGUUCCCUUCGUGAAGGUGGUGAAUAUCAAUAAUCAGUGUAACUAUAGGAACAGUGCAUCUCCGUUAAAUUUGUUUCUUGUAGAUCAGGCAUUUUGUAAACACCUAGAAAUUCUGGUGGACACCAGAAAUUCAGAUGUUAGAAGCUCCUAAUAGCUUUUAACAGUUUGUUGCAACUGCUGUGCUGUGCGAGUUGCAUCUUCAGAAUGCUCACCAUUGUAAAUAGUAUAUGUAGCCCAUACCAAGUGUAGAGUCUUAGGUAAUGACAUUUCUUGGUUGCUUUAAUUAGUGCCCUUUACUUUUGCAAAACAAAUUAUGUGAAGAAAAUUUACAAUUUUUUAUUCUGAAAGUGAAAGCAGAUUUUUUUUAAUACAGGCCAACAUUUAAACGUAAUUUACAAAAGACAUUUCAGGUUGGUACAGGUUUACAUUACAGUUGUUUGCAGUUUGUCAUCUUUGAUUGCAACAAGUAAUGAUUUUUUUUAAAUAUUUCCUGUCAUAAUUGUCAUGGGUACAGGUACCAAAAUCUCAAGUUGCUUUAUAAAUUUGUUUUGUUUUGAAAACAUUUUGAAAGAAAAGAUCCAUUAUGCAGCUCAGAACCCUCGUCUUCAUAAAGCACCACUCGAGCACCACUGUUCAGUUUAUAAUAGUAAUUAUUUAAUGUGUUCCCUUACGAGCUGCCAGCGAAGGUGUGCUGUACUGUGCAUUGUGUACGUUAUCAGAUUUUCCCAGUGAACAGAAGAAUGCUAAUUGCAGUUUGUUAUAAAAUGCAAGUAAAUGGUGCUUAUUGUAGGAUUGUGCAUUAAAAUGUUGACAGCAGUUCCACCUCACAAACUAAAGCUGUUAACUGUUUCUUGUCUAUGUGUCUUAUCUGCAAUUAAAAUGGCUGAAAUUAUCAGAUUCGUCCAGCCUCUGCCCAGAGGUAGGACUUACUUGAAUAUUAUUUUUAAAUUAAAUAUCAUACAAAUGACUUGUUGGCAUUGAGACUUAUAAUGUAUUAUGCAUAAAACACUGAAAUGUCAGUCAGCUCUAAAAUGUUGCUGCAUUCUGUAGGUAAUACUGCAACCAAAAGAAAAAAAAUAAAUUGUUUCAAUUAAUUAUGUUGUCCCACAUAGAUUGAAUCGCUUUACAUGUUUGGGAAGUUGAGUGUCAUGUUGAACGUUUGGUUCAAUCUUCCGCAUUCACCUGUCAGGAACUAGAGUCAGUAAAAGCUGUGCCAAAGGGCGAAACACGAGACGUUUAGUCUCAUGUUUGUUUUGAAUCUGCGUGCUUUGGGAUCAGAAUGAUGCAUUAAGUCUGUAGUGUGAUCGGUUAAAAUGCCUCAUAAUUUGACCGGUCUGGUUGAGGGGCUGACAGAAUCUUGACUUCCUGAAAAUAUUUUAACAUUUUCAGGAAAUCCCAAGUUUUUCUUCGUGACAUUGACCUGCUGUGAGGAAGUUUUUAAAUGGAUGUUUGUUUUCAUUAUGAACCUUCCUGAAACAAUAAUGUAAAGAUGGUGGACAGCCAGAAGCUUAUGCACUAUAAGAAUGUUGUUUUAAUGAUCUCAGAUUUGAUCUUCUCUGUUUAUGAAAGUGUGCUUGAGGAAACAGGUGGGGUUCCUUUGCACAAUUUGUAUGAAAUUGUCGCUAAAUAGUGGCAUUUCAAAGCUCAUUUUAUAUAAAUGUGGUGACAGCAAUUUUAAACCCAAACACACAUUGCAGUUGACCUCCGUUUGCACCAAUACUCUUUGUCUUCUAACAAAUGUUGGAAGUCGGUGAAGCAGUUCACGCUGUAAUGGUACCAGGCCUAGGUGUAAGUAGACGGUGCUUAUAUCCAGGUGGCGCAACAUAUACCGUACCUAAGCUUGGCUCCGUUGUUUAAAUUGAAUCCUCACAAAUUGUGUGUGGAUGUGAUGUUUGUAUGUGUGACCAAGAGUGGAUAAUAUUUGGUAAAGCAAAAAUAAAUUAAAGUGAAUGAUACAUGAAAGAAGGUAAAUUCAAUGGCACAGGACAAAAUACUAACAUGGAUAUAGAACAUGUUUGUUUGUUUGUUUGUUUGUGACAUUUAAAAGAAAGUGUGAAUCUACAGACUGCCAUUGCAGGAAUGAAUAUGUGAAAAUAAAAAUGAGAUCAAGGUCAUUCUUUUCCAGGAAUCCAUGUAUCGGUUUCAUUGCAAUUACGUGAAAGAGGAGGGAAUGUAAGCAAACUCUAAAAUUGCAUCCCCCAAUAUGUAUGCUUUGAAUGCUAGAUGUGUGUGUUGGGCACUACACGACAAGGGAAGGAUAUGAAAGUAUGUAAUUUAUUACCUAACAUGACAUGUCCCUGUUAGCACAUCAUUGCCUUUCCCUGAAGGAAUCACAAAUGAAUUUUUCCUGUAGAUAACUGAUAAUCCUGUUCGCUCCUCAUGUAAAGUACAAUAGGCAUCCCUUUUUUUCUUUCUUUCUUUGAAGCUCUGUAUUUUAAUAUUCUGGUGGAAGUUUGAAGCAUGGGGAGUAUGACUGUAGCAUUAAGAAAUAAAAUUUAUAAUAAAAUGAAAUAACUUA
This is a messenger RNA of Zootermopsis nevadensis, 7720 nucleotides long. RefSeq names its product serine/threonine-protein kinase MARK2. Lineage: Eukaryota; Metazoa; Arthropoda; Insecta; Blattodea; Termopsidae. Gene Ontology annotation, cellular component: cytoplasm. The record is from RefSeq and is a predicted model, not a curated record. Gene Ontology annotation, biological process: intracellular signal transduction; microtubule cytoskeleton organization; protein phosphorylation. Gene Ontology annotation, molecular function: ATP binding; tau-protein kinase activity.